AUGGUGGUUGCGGAGAAGCCCGAGUCGCUACCGGCCCUGACCUUAUGUCCGAACGGUCCGACGUCGGAUAGUGCCGAGGAGACUCUGUGGCGGGCGCAGGGCGUCGACUGGCUUCGACCAAAACCACCACGACGGCCGACAUCGGAGGUGGCCUACCGCAGCCGCAGGAAGCUACUGGCUAUCCAGCCCAUAGCGACGCUUCACUUCGUUCUGGCCGUGAGGACCGCGAAAGCCGUCUGGUCUGGUCGCGACGGUUGGAGUGCAGUUCCGCCCGGAUUUGGCGCAGGCGCACCGCUCAUGUCCUUUGAGCAGACCUGCACGACCGUCUUCUUGAGCUGCGCAUCGACAUCGCGUCGGCUGGCUUCAUCGGCGAGCACCGGCUUCGUCGGCUCUCCCUUUCGUGCGGCACAUUCCAAGUAUCGCUGCGAGAUCAUCGCCGCUCUUCUUUCAAGUGUUGUCAGCGUCCCCGUGGAUAGGAGCUUGGGUCGGCUCUCACAUCUCACCUUCACGACGUCGCGCUCGACAUUAGAGAACCCGUCAACGAGGACCUCGCUGUUGAAUACGAGGAGCGACGCGGAUCGGCAGAGGUUGUGGGCCGAGAUCGGGCACGCGUAUGCGCUGGCGUAUGUGGAUCGGUCGAGGCCGCACGAUGUGAUUCUUGCGGAGAUGCAGGCGAGCCCGGAGAGGGUGCCGGCGUUGGCGCUGUUGGAGAUCGCUGCGGCUGUUAGUCUGACGAGCGCGGACGCGCAUGUGAGCAGGCUGGCGCCGCAUACGUUAAGGUUGAUCGCGAUUGCGGAGAGGCAGCCCGGUGCGCCGGUUAAUACGAGUGUGGGGGAGGUGGAUAGGGGGAGGAGGUAUCCUGUUCAUGAGCAGAUCGGCGAUCCGAGGCAUCUGUGGACAGGAAGGCUGCCGUGGCAAAAGCAUAUCCGCAAGCAUUUUGCGACGCUUUUGUUGUCGCAGCCAUACUGCAUUGCAGGGUGGAACGAAUGCUACUUCCGAUGGUGUGCUCUCACCGAACCCGUCAUCCGCCCGCCCGCCGAAGGACUCGAACCAGGCGACGCCCUCGCAGGCGAACUCCCAGGCAUGAACGGCUACACCUCCGGCCUUCCCCCACCCACGCCCUCCUCAUCCACCCUCGCCACCACCAACGGCUCAUCUUCCAACACACCCACAAAGUCCAAACCCGAUCUACACGCCGAAGAGCAACGGCAGAACUGGCAGCACUUGAUACUGUUCCUUGCUGCAACGGGCGGCGCGUGUAUCGAUACGGACGGCGGACACGAUCCAGGCGCGCUUACGAGUCUCGUGCCGACUGAGCUGUUCCCGGAUAUGAUGAGGGUUUUAAGAGAUCCCCGAGAGCUCGUGGGCGCGUUCAUCCGGUACCUCAUCGACUUGCUGCUCGUCGAGAGCGAGAUCGCGCGCACGACGGCGCUCUUGGCCUUAGGCUCGGAGUUGCAUUUCAGGCUACACCCCAAACUUCUACGCGUGCUGGACGAUGUCGUGCACAGCGUCGUCAAUGUCGCUUCCUCGUCCGGAUCGACCAGCACAGGACGGUUGGAGUGGACGGACCAGCACGCGCCGUUCUUGAAUCAGGUCCUCGGCGUGCUGCAUCUGUUCAGUAAACGGUUGGAGUUUAUUCCGGCGCCUGGGUCGACGUCUGGCGAGCUGUUGAGCGUGGAUCUCACGCCGACGUUGUACGCUCUGGCCGGGUUCAUCAAUCGGUUCCCGCUCUCGGGCGAUGUGCCCCGUAUGCGCACACGACUGUGUUUCUUGGCGGAUGGUCUGUGCACUCUACCGGGCCCGAUGAGAGGUGCAGGCGGAGAGGGCGCACUACGACAGCGGAUGUUGGACGUCUUGCUCGAGUGGAUCCGCGCACCCGAGGGUGAGAGACGGUGGGAAGGAGAGCAGCGGGCAUUGAAGCUCGCCGCACUCAGAGCUAGCGUGCACUUCCUGGAUCGCUUGACGUUGAGGGGCGGAGUUGAUGGCGGACUGGUGCAUGGGAAUCAGAGUGGUGGUGCGGGGAUUGGAGGCGGGAUUGGCGGGGGUGAGGGGAGGGGCGCGGAAGAGGCUGGGCAUGUUGCGGGGAGGCCGUUUUUGAGGUACAGUAGUGUGAUUUUGAGGAGUUUGGAUUUUGUCAAGCAGCCUGUGGACGACGGCGCGUCCGAAUCCUCCGUAUUCUCCAACACCAAACGCACGAACGGCUACCACCACGGCCUCUCGGGCCCGGGCCCCUCCAACAACUUUCUCCGCGACAACAAUAACCGCGACCGCCUCCAAGAACGCGACAAAGACGCCGACGCGCUUGAAGCGCGCAAGCAGGUCGUACGCGCGCUCGCGAGGCUCGUGGGCGCCAACCCCGAGGCGGGCGUCAAGCAUGCGCUUUCGCACGCGUAUGAUACCGAUCCUGGGCGGAGGUUAAUCUUCACGAAGGUGUUUUCGAGGGUUAUGGGGCAGGGAGCCAAGCUGGAUGCGCCAGAGCCGGUUAGGGCUGUUGAGAGGAAGGGUGGGCUGGCCGAGAUGAUCAAGGGCCCGGAUAUCACGAUGGCGCUGGCGAUCUGCGAGACGUGCCCGAGCAGCGAGGUGGACAUCAUUAUCCCCGUCCUCCUCAACAUCUUCGACACUCGCCAGGCCUCAUGA
This is a messenger RNA of Peniophora sp. CBMAI 1063, 2637 nucleotides long. NCBI's taxonomy places the organism in Eukaryota, Fungi, Basidiomycota, Agaricomycetes, Russulales, Peniophoraceae. The record is from the annotation of a GenBank genome assembly.